CGCUAGCAAAAACAUGGCUGCCCAGCGCCGCUACACGGUGGCCAACAACUGGAGCGGGUCGCUCGUACAUGGCGUCUCCACUCUGCUCGGUGAGCGCGAGCUCUGAACGGCCCAAAGGCAAGGGCAUCGUCGAGGUACAGCCGCGGGUGACAAUUCACUCCGUCAACGAGAUCGACGUCAAGGCGCAGACGUUCGAGAUGGAUCUGCAGGUCGAGCUGCAGUGGAAGGAUCUCGGCUGGCUGGAGAGAAUGGAGCAGCCGGACUGGAUGGCGGCGGCCAAGGAGCUCGGCUGGCAGGAGCAGAUGCGGAAAACCUGCUGGCACCCGGGCCUCGUGCUCCGAAACUGCAAGGAGAAGCGCGACGACGCGGAGGUCUGGUUCCGCGUCGACAGGAAGGAAGAGGUGCACGAUGCGCAGGACCGCCGCAUCUACUUCAUCGCUCGCGUUCACGCCGUCUUCCGCACCAAGUACAGGCUGCACAAGUUCCCCUUUGACAUGCAGUGGCUGACGGUGCGCAUGGGCUCGUCCUUCGAGUUCGUGCGCUUUGUGCGGCAGGGCGUCUCCAAUCAGGCGGAGAAGCCGGACUUCCUCGACCGCGCGGCCUUCAUCCUCGAAGAGUAUCGCCCGCCGGAUUACGUCUGUGUGGAAGCCAAACCUGCGGACAAGGCGGCGAGCUCAUCAGCCAUCCGGUAUCAGGACCUGAACAUCAAGGUUGCGGUGCAGCGCAACCACUGGUACUACCUGAUGAACGUGUUCCUGAUCGACUUUGCGCUCGUCGGCUCGUCGCUCUUCGUGCUGCUGGUGCCUCCCGCACAGUUCGAGGACCGCAUGGGCCUCUCGCUCACGCUGUUGCUGACCGCCGUCGCCUUUAAAGAGCUCGUCAACACCUACCUGCCGCAGAUCUCCUACUCGACGAUCCUGGACAAGUACGUCCUCGCCGGAUUCAUCAUGCAGGUGCUCGUCGUCGUUCAGAACGCCGUCGCAAAGGUCGAGGCUGGCGAGCACGACAUCCUGGCGUUCUCGGACACCAUGGGCUUUCCCCUCCUCUUUGCGUACCUCGUCGGCUACCAUCUCUACUUUCUGUGCGAGGCGUGGCGAGCCACGCGGGAGGACGCCGAGUACUGGGUCCGCAAGGCAGGGGAAAGAUCCUUUGAGGGGCAGGACCGGAAGGAGGCCUACAGGUGGCACCGCGUGCAUGACGUGCCCCCUCUGGAGAAGGAGGAGGAGGAGGAGGACGUUGACGAGCAGCAGCAGCAGCAGCAGCAGCAGCAGAGCAACGAACCGCGAGAACGCGUUGAGCGAGCACCCGUCCAGCCGCAGAAGAGGGGACGGCAGCUGCGAGCAGCCAACCCAACGAGGCUGCUCCGGUCGGUGUCGCCGAGAUUUAUCCGGCCCGCGCCAAACCCGUACGUGCAGAUGCCAGAUCAGGGCUGAUUUUAUUACGGUGGAUACGGUAGGGUACGUUACUGUCGACUGUGGACUCUAGUCUUUU
This is a messenger RNA of Emiliania huxleyi CCMP1516, 1491 nucleotides long. RefSeq lists its product as hypothetical. Gene Ontology annotation, molecular function: transmembrane signaling receptor activity; extracellular ligand-gated monoatomic ion channel activity; neurotransmitter receptor activity. The coding region runs from base 69 to 1433 and encodes 454 amino acids. Gene Ontology annotation, biological process: signal transduction; monoatomic ion transmembrane transport; regulation of membrane potential. NCBI's taxonomy places the organism in Eukaryota, Haptophyta, Isochrysidales, Noelaerhabdaceae. Gene Ontology annotation, cellular component: synapse; neuron projection; membrane. The record is from RefSeq and is a predicted model, not a curated record. The transcript is spliced from 2 exons.